AUGGGGAAAAAGAAACAAGCGCCACGGUCGGCGCCAGGGGCGGCAUCUACAUCAUCCUCACCCGCUGCCCAACCCACUGGAGCAACGAAGCGACCGCAGGGACGAGAUCCAACGGGGACUCUUCAGCCGCCGUGGCUACCCGGCGGAAGGCCAAGGCACCAGGGCCUUCGUCCAGCUCAGCAUCUUCCGGCUCCAGCGGCAAGUGGAGCAUCUCCCACAUCGCCUCCGACAGUGCCACCCGGACAACACCCUGCUGAAUCUCAUCAAGCUGAGGGUCACGCGCGACGAGCAUCCGCUCCUGCACUGCGAGGUGGUACUGCUCAAGAACCGUCGCAAGACGUGUCACGAAGCACCGGAGCUGAGACAGGCGCUCCCCACGCUCAAGGUACUCCGUCUCGCCCGGGGCCUCCUCCGCCCACCCGCUCCCCCACCUCCCCACUCGGGGAUCAUUCGGCCAACCCAUGUUCCACCACUCCAAUUGCGGGUCCCGGGCGGUCCCAGGCAUUGCAAACUCGUCCCACCCGCGGUGCCGCUCGUUUGGCUGCGACGACACCUGGACAGGAGUCACACCAAGGUGUCAGUGAUGGGAAGGAGAACCAGACCCAGAGACAAGGGGCAAACGCACGAGGAAAGGCAACGGCAAGGGAGGGAGCGACGGGAGGUAAGGACUCACCACACCCCAUCGAGCUGCGGAAGGACGGGACCGAGGAACAAGGGGAUGCUGGCGCUGAGGCGGCGGGAGAGAAGGAGCAACCGGAGGAGGAGCGUGAGCGGCGGGAGGGGCUGCGACUGACGGAGCGAUCAAAAGGGAAGGCGCCGAUGGAGGAGGCGCCGACGGUGGAGGCGCAAGAGGUGGCGCAGGGACCGGCUGGAUCUGAGAGGGAGCUAGCACAGGCGGAACGAGCGCCGGAGGCUGCAGAGGCGGCGGGAGAAUGGACGUCGGUGGGGGUGCUGGGGAUGGCGGCUGGGGAGCGCGCCCACGAGGAGGAUGGAACGGACUGGAUCACCAUGGCUGAUGGCGGGGACGCCGGGAUUGACGGAAGGGCUGGCCGCGGGGACGCAGGUAGUAAGGCGUUCGACCAGGAGGGGGGUGAUACACUGGACCGCCGCGAGAGUCCGGCAGAUGACGCGGCUCACGGCCCGAUCCGCCGCUCGAUUCGGCUUCAACCAAGUCUGCGGCGGCUCGGAGCAGGGCUGGCACCUGGCCUCCCUGGCCCCCUUCGGGGGUGGGAGCGUCAGACCGUCCAACCACGACCUCACGACGAGGGGCCCUCGCGGCCUUACCCGUCAUCGGCGUGGGCGGACGAGGAGGGCGAGUUAGAGCUACCGGCGGAGGAAGCGAACCAGGAGGAAGAAGUGCUACGCCUAGCGGAGGCAGAACGCAGGCGGAGGACUGGAACGAGCCGCCAGCGAGCACUGCAGGACCAGGCCGAUGAUCGCGCAGCAGGCCGUCAGCCGGCAAACGCGGCACCGAGGGCGGCGGGUAGAGGCAGGGGGAGAGGGCGGACCAGGGGGAGAGGCAGCCGAGAUCUGGCGGGAGCUGUGGCGAGGGAGAAAUCCAGAUCUGGUUUCUGGCGGGAACGACACGGGAGGCCAGAGGAACAAGGUGAAGAGCCAAUGAAUGAAGAAGAGGGGGGGGAAGGGUCAGACUAUAUGGCAUCACAGGAGGCGGAAUCAGAAGAUGCCUCGCUGGAGGCCGAACGAGGGGUGCCCAUCCCAGCCACAGAGAGGGGACAGGGGUCGGGACAGGGACGGAGAGAGGAGGGUGCCGACGUGGGGGAAUCCACACCGCAGCAGCCCAACGAGGCUGCCAGCAAGGAGCGUAACCCCACCACCAUCGUGGAUGAUGAGGGCACGUGGCUGAGGGUGCACGCAUGGGAUCUGGGGCCACUGCAUUCCGUGCUAAACAGCCCACAUGUAUUCACCAUGGGCAAACUCAUCGCCCUUUGGUUGGCGUCAGUUGCAGCCAACUCUUGA
This is a messenger RNA of Closterium sp. Naga37s-1, 1977 nucleotides long. The record is from the annotation of a GenBank genome assembly. NCBI's taxonomy places the organism in Eukaryota, Viridiplantae, Streptophyta, Zygnematophyceae, Desmidiales, Closteriaceae.